ACUCUCUUGAAGCCAUUUCAUCGAGAAAAACCUUGUAGUUGCUAGACCAAGUUUUUAUUUUUGUCAAACCAUGAGAUAUUUGAUUGUUUUCAUUGCCAUCUUUGCCCUGUGUUCAUCGACUCAAGGUAUGCUUGGCUUGGAAUACGGAGCUGGUCUUGAAAAACUUAAAGGACUUUAUGGCUUAGAAUUGAAGAAACUCCUUGAAGCUGAGAAGGCGAUUGCAUGGCCAUACCUGUAUUAUUAUCCACUUCUUGUUAAGGGAAAAGAACACGAGAUUGGCAUUGGAAAAGAGAUUGGUCUUGAAAAAUCAGGACAUGAGAUUGGAAUAGGAAAAGAAUUGGGUCUUGAAAAAUCAGGACAUGAGAUUGGAAUAGGAAAAGAAUUGGGUCUUGAAAAAUCGGGACAUGCGAUCUUGUUUGGGAAAGAGUUAGGUACUGGAAAAAGUUUGGAAUAUGGAAAGAAAUUUCAUUAAAAAUAUAAGAUGCAAAGGAGAUUCCAAAAUACAGCUGAAUGAAAAGUUAUUCACCUAAACAGGGAGAAGUUAUCCUCUUUCAUGGAUAUUUGCACUUAUACAAUAAUAUAUAUAUAUAAUGCAAUUGUUAACAAUAAAAAUAUAGCUUAUCUUCUUGAAAUGUGUUAAUUUAUGUAUGUUUUUCUCACUG
This is a messenger RNA of Argiope bruennichi, 662 nucleotides long. RefSeq lists its product as uncharacterized. NCBI's taxonomy places the organism in Eukaryota, Metazoa, Arthropoda, Arachnida, Araneae, Araneidae. Bases 71 to 472 code for a protein of 133 amino acids. The record is from RefSeq and is a predicted model, not a curated record. The transcript is spliced from 3 exons.